AUGCGCACAAAUGUGGCCGUCCAACUGCUUUCCCGCACUACUACACCACAUGGCACUUGCCGUUUGAAGAACCAUACCGCCGCAAGCCUUGGUGCUUGUCAUGUCAAGGGUGGAUUCCUUUACCGCGGCACCGCAAAGAUAUGGGAGGCUGGAGAAGUCUUGCCACCGCUCGAAUCCAUCACCGAUCCGGCCACCAGAACAUUUUUGGAGGCAAUGGUUCGCCAGCAGGCACGAGAUCUGAAAAAGUUCGACGCGCCGGGAGAGGCGCUUAUUCCCGAACACAUACUGGUUAUCGCCACAGAGAUCCUUCAGUGGAGCGCGGGCAAACAGCCAAUGCAUUUUCCUCCGCAACGCACCCUUCAAACUCCGGAAGGCCGGCGCGAAGAGGCGUUUCGGCAGCUCCAGACUCAGCUAUGCAAUCGUCGUCACGAGGGCCACGAUAAGAACAAUAGCUUCUGGCACCUGGCAUCCAGGUUACUUCUCUUUCGGCAGCGUGACUUGGCUGGCCUGGCCCAGGAUGAGCUGCGUUACGCGUGGAGAGGCAGAGAGAUCCAGUCUGGGCGGGAAGGCCAGCGAAGGCAAAAUGGACGGGGGGGUAACGAGAAGGACGAGGACGGGGGUGAGCAUGAGGAUGAGGAUGAGGACGAGAGUGAGGAUGAGGACCAGGAAGAUGACAUUGGAGGCGGAGGCGAUAGAGGCGAUGAUCAUGCUGGUGAUAGAGCUGCUGCUGCUGCUGGUGACGGAGACGACCACGGCGACAAUCCAACCGACAAUCAAACCAGUCGGCUCUGA
Molecule: messenger RNA, 792 nt
Organism: Fimicolochytrium jonesii
Lineage: Eukaryota; Fungi; Chytridiomycota; Chytridiomycetes; Spizellomycetales; Powellomycetaceae
Exons: 3
Coding region: 1-792 (263 amino acids)
Source: RefSeq, a predicted model, not a curated record